This is a messenger RNA of Caenorhabditis auriculariae, 1165 nucleotides long. The record is from the annotation of a GenBank genome assembly. Lineage: Eukaryota; Metazoa; Nematoda; Chromadorea; Rhabditida; Rhabditidae.
AUGACACCGACGUCGGUCGCAACAACAACGACUCCUCACAUUCCCCAGUGUUCUUGUAAAGAGAGAGAAAAGACGACCAAUAUGGAAGGCAACAGAAGCGACUGCAAACAAACUUUAAACGGUGGGAACUUGUCCUGGCUCAGCUCAUUCUCUGAGAUAGCCGAUGAGCUGCAGUGAAGCGUUAGUACAAACAUUUCAAGUUUUGUUAUGAGUGUUGAAUUUAUCAUCGCAAAUACUAGACAUAAUGUGUGAACUUUUAGGCUAGUUACUGUGAGGCUCCGCCCCCUCACUGGGUUACGGUAGGACUUUUCGUGAAAUUUUCUAACUUUUUAACGGAUCGACUGCAAACUUUUUUUUUCAAAACAAAAAUAACGGUAUUUCGAAGCAUUUUUUUUUGAAAAACUAAGGAAAAAAAAUUUUUUCACCUUGAAAAACAUUUUUUCUUUUAAAAAUCGUUGAUUUUUUUUCCUUUUUUGGGCUUUUUUUGGACGGUUAAGACAACGAAUGUAGUAAAAAUUUUAUUUCAUAAAUCAAAGCGAAAAAAACCUUUCUUAGUCAGCUUUGGAGUUUCUUUCUUUGGGUUUGGUCACAAAGCAAGUUGACCAUCUCAAAAAAUGAAAAUUUUCAGAUCGCUGCGAAAUUUGCUGAAAGUUUAUGUAGUUAGUCACAUGGAACUUUUUGCUUAGCAUGUUUUUUUUCAAGUUUUGAACUCAUUUUCCUAAAAAAAAAAUAAGGUUAUUUUUCGUCGUUCUUUUUCAAAAAAACUUAAAUACUGACCGUGCGCCUUCGAAUAAGAUCAAAAAUUCGUUCAAGACUAUUUUCUUACAGACGCAGUCGCUUACAUUGCCGUCCUUUUGGGUUUUUUACUUAUUGUUUCGAUCAUUUUUACAACUUGCCUAGUUGUGAAGUUCAAAAACGUAUUGAAGAGGAGGAAUCGAAAACGGGAUAGUGUAAGAAGAUAAUUUUUUGAACUUUGAUCAAAAACUACUUUUUGAAGGUUGAUGAGUGUAGCGCGCAGAAUUCGUUUAAAGAAGAGAGAGGAAGAAACUGCGGCGGUGAGGAAAGGCUCCAGGAGGUGACCACGGAUUUGGAUCCUUCUUUCACAGUUCUGAAACAACACGUCCAACCUGAAGAAGCCCCUGCCCAGAUGUACCUGAGCGUCUAG